Molecule: messenger RNA, 2025 nt
Organism: Bipolaris victoriae FI3
Lineage: Eukaryota; Fungi; Ascomycota; Dothideomycetes; Pleosporales; Pleosporaceae
Exons: 5
Coding region: 1-2025 (674 amino acids)
Molecular function (GO): ATP hydrolysis activity; ATP binding
Source: RefSeq, a predicted model, not a curated record
AUGAAACGGCGAGCGAAAGACAGAGGAAAAGAUGAGCAUAGCCAAAACCCUCGUGCCAAAAUUAUACCCAGGUGGCAGACUCUUUAUCGCAUCAACAAUGGGAUCCAUCUUCGAGAACCGUCCUGGAUAGACGCCCAAUAUGGGUAUUUCGAACUCAAAGGUGACACGCCAAUCUCAAACUUGAACGCCUAUCUCAAGCGCCACGACGAUAUUGUCUUCGUCCCUUUCAAGGAUUAUGACAACGGUACAAAACUUUCGGCGGCUACUGAAUUGGCCGAAGACGAUUUUUUACCACAGCCACAACCUUCAACAGAAGCGGUGAUACUGACCUCGGCGCAAAUGGUUUCUGUUAUGAAAAAAUUCUUGAAUGCCAUUUCGGGUUUCAAGGAGUCGUUUCCUGAUUUUGAUCCAACUAAAGAAAUCCAUGAGCCAUAUCUAUUCUGGUUUUUCUAUCGAACUAAUAUGGAAGAGGCACUGAGAUCACUGUCUGCAGAGGAAAGAACGAUGAUCAAGCUCUUCCGGGACUGGAUCGAAGGCUCAUACGGGGAAGAGUGGGACUAUAUUGAUUCCGAGUUUGAGAAGGGUAUGGUAUGUCCAAUAUCAGUGAAAUAUCUGAUUCGUCCUGGUGAUGUACUGGUGUCGCGCAAAGACGAAAAUAUCGACGCAUAUAUCAUAAAAACUUGGCCAAAAUUUCUCGAACCAAGGUCACCCCAAGACAAAAAUAUUGACGCACAAGAUUAUCUGUGGAAUAUAGAAGCAUGGUCUUGGUCAUUUGAUGGUGAAUUCAGAAGGGCAACAGCGGUUCUCGAUCUCAAAAUCACUGCUCCGACGGACAGAUCUAGAGUUCCCAUCACCUCUUUGGAGGUUUUCCCCCUAAAAUACGACGAAACAGGUUUAGAAGCUCGACUCAAGAAAAGGGGCGAGAUAUUUUGGAAAUGUCGAAAAAGAUAUUUAGUUUCGUGUGUUGAUAGUUAUGAAGAGGAUAUGAGUACACAGGAUGGUGACAGAUACAUGGUCGAUGUGGCUACUUACUCUCAAUAUAGACGGAAAAAUUUUCGCGCUACAAAACGGGGUGAUAUGCUCGAGUCGACACUGAAACUAGACAAAUUUCCAGAUACCUCGGAGCUUCUCGUGUUUCCGAGAUCGGUCGUGUCGUAUGAUCUCAGGCGUAAGCGUUGGAUUGAUCUCCAAGUGGACCACAUUCGAGACGUAACUUGGAAUACACAAGCUUUUGAAAGUUUAGCAAUUGACGAUGAUGCCAAAGAGCUGCUUGAAGCUGUAGUCACGAACCAAAUCGUAUCAUCCAAAGGCACGGAUAUCAUCGCCGACAAAGGCAAUGGUCUUAUCAUCUUGUUACACGGCGGUCCAGGCACAGGAAAGACCUUUACUGCAGAGAGUGUGGCAGACUUUGCAAAGAAGCCUCUUUACCGUGUUACAUGCGGUGAUAUUGGAACAAACCCAGAGCAAGUCGAGACUUACCUUGAGUCCGUACUUCAUCUGGGUCUUAUAUGGGACUGCGUGGUCCUGUUGGAUGAAGCAGAUGUUUUCUUAGAAGAGCGAGGACAAUACGACCUAGCACGGAAUGCCUUGGUAUCGGUGUUCCUACGCGUUCUUGAGUACUAUCAGGGCAUUCUGGUACUCACCCCCAACCGAGUGGGCACUUUUGACGAAGCUUUCAAAUCACGAAUCCAGUUGACUCUGCAUUAUGACAAGCUCAGCAUUGCGCAGCGUCGCAAAAUAUGGCGGAAUUUCAUCCAGCGGCUCAAGAAUUUGGGUGUUAACAAUGUCGAUUUUGAUGACAUAAACGAUCAUAUCGAUGACUUGGUCACGCGAGAGAUGAAUGGGCGACAGAUUCGCAAUGUCAUUACGACUGCACGUCAGUUGGCACAAUAUCGCGGCAAGAACCUCUGCUUUUCGCACUUGGAACACGUCAUGAAGAUUGCUGACAAGUUCGAUACAUACAUAAAGAAUGUCAAAGAGGGGUUAACGGAAGACCAGCUUGCAAGAGAUGCAGGCUUGCGGUGA